CUGGUCAAUAUAAUGGAUCAUCCUGUAUUGAGGAUCAAAGCCAGGCCACGGGUACUUUUCAGAUGCAAUUUACAUAACAAUGGCUAACUGUGAACUUUAAAACCAUGUUACUUAAAAAAAAUAUACUGUUCAAAUGCGACAGCCUAUGACAAUCCGUAAUCACUAAUAAUCAUUACCAUCAGUAAUUAGUGGAAUUAAAGGCUAAAGUCUGGGCCACGUUUUUUUCCAAAGGCCCCACACACAGUAGCCUACUAAAGACCGAAGGGUGUUGCAUGCAUAUAAUUCGGAAUUUAAUAGGACCUCUAUGGCUUCAUGAAUGAAGUGUCUCUGAUGUCACUUUGUUUACCUCUGCGUCGGAGUGACACGCCUUCCAUUCCAGGCAUAUAAAACCUCAGGGAUUCAGAGGCACUCCAGCAGACUUCGAAAUUGAUCCAAAAGUACUUUUCAGGAUGACAGUGAUCAUUCUACUCCUGCUGGUACUUGCGUUGACAUUUUCUGAAGCGGAGGACAAUGAGCUGUUCUCCGUGAUCAGCACCCCCCCUGAGAAGGGCCAGAGUGUUUUACCUGGCCAGAAUCAGAGCACGAGGCUAGGGGUCAAAGACCCCUCUCCCCCCAUCAACGAGCUCCUGGAAAAGGGCAGCAAAGUCGGGGACACCAAGUACGCCCUCCACCCCCUUCCCUCGGGGGUCUGGCCCAAGCACAGUGACCCUCGCCCCGGCCUCCACAACAAGAGCAAGAAGGGCCCUAAAAAUGACCGCCUGAUUGAGCACAACAGCGAGAAGAACCGCGGCGAGGUGAGUCUAGUGCUUCCCAAAAUGCCACUGACCGCUGCCACCAACCGCACACAGAAAGUAAACGUGGACCCUCAUCGGGACCCCCACACCAACUUCAACAACCCCCCACAGAGUGACCCGGACAGUCACCCCAACUCCAGACCCAGGGGCCAACCUCACUCGGCCCCCUCCCCUCACAGGGACCCCUCAACCAGAAAGCUGGACCCGGAGGAGAACCGCCCUGGGGGGAAGUCCAGUCUGUACCAGUCCGGCGGUGCCACCCGGAAUAACAGCCGCUCAUCUGUGCUCCUCAACCGUCGCUCCUCCAGCCUGCUCUACCAUUUCGACAUUCUGAAACGAGAGUCUGACUUCCCUCACGAGGCCGUCUGCAUGAGUGAGUGCAGGAAGGAGAAGGAGGAGAGAGAGCACUACUGCUACAGUGAAUUUGCCGUCAAUGGGGUCGUUCACGACAUAGACGUGGUGCGUAAGGGGAUUAGACUCCUCACACUGAUGGUGAGCAGCGAUGGCUUCUACAAGAUGAGCCGCCUCUACGUCACUCCAGACAGCUUCUUUCUCAAAGUGCGUCUCCUUGUCCUGGACACCUACAAAUGUAGCAAGCCUUGUCCUGACAUCAAACUAGGUAGCCGGUACAUUGUAAUGGGUCAGAUCUACCACCGGAGGCGCCACCUCCCCAACGACCUCUUGGCCCUGCUGGGGGGAAAACUGAAGCCAGGGGACGGCCUCCUGCGUAGCAACAACUACGUCAAGCGCUUCAACAAGAGGAGACAUCAGAAAGCCCUGGAGGCCACCCGCUCCAAGUGUAGGUAAAACCAAAACAGACUAUCGCCCCCCCCUGCAGUGGCGGAAAAGACAUUGCAGUCGUCAACAUGAAGUGACUGUGACCUAUAACCCCUACAGCAUUUCAGCAGAGACGUAGAUGGACGAGGCCAAUAUGUUGUUUUUUUCCGGCAUGGACCUCCUGCACUUGUUUGUGUCAUAAUCCAGGUUGAGUGGUAAUUUUUUUGCUUGUCUGUCUUUACCUUGAGACUUUGCGUCCUCCUUGAUAGAAGACACAAGUGGAGUCUAUAUCAAAGGUUCUCGUCUUUCAACCUCUGCUUGAAGUAUUGCCCCAUCAGAUUUCCUAAAUGGAUUAUUAUUUUAUUUUGUUUUUAAACCUUUAUUUAACUAGGCAAGUCAGUUAGAACAAAUUAUUAUUUACAAUGACUGCCUACCCGGGCCAAACACGGACGACACUUAUUAUUGUGAAUGAGCAUAGAGUUGGCUAGAGGGCACACUUAACAAAGAUAAAAGAUGAGCUCUCUAGUAUUUCUCUACUCUAGUCAUUUAUUAAGAUGUCAUAGUACUGAAAAUGAUACUUUAUUCAUGCCUGGUACUUGAAUUGGUCAGAUCAGUGCCUCUCAAAUUGGUUUAUUUUACGAUUGAAAAAUUUCUGCCAGUGAACUCAGAGUUCUGGUUCAAUGGAAUAAUUCAGGUAGAGGACAUUUUCAUUGGCUAAUCCGAUGUAAAACAACUUUUCAUCAGAAUGUUUUGGUUGUCCCGUGUCAACACUUGAAGAUGGUGUCUGAGCAUGUGAAUGAAGCCCAUAUUUACACCGAGGGAGGAAGACUUCAAACUCCAGCCCCACUAUUCACACCAACACACCCGCACAUCUUCAAUUUGGCUUGUUCCAAGUUACCCUAAUCAUCCAUGUUCCAAGUUAUCCUAAUUAUCCAUGUUCCAAGUUAUCCUAAUCAUCCAUGUUCCAAGUUAUCCUAAUCAUCCAUGUUCCAAGUUAUCCUAAUCAUCCAUGUUCCAAGUUAUCCUAAUCAUCCAUGUUCCAAGUUAUCCUAAUUAUCCAUGGGAAAGACUAUCUGUUCAGAUCUAAUCACACUGGUGAUUCUCCAAUGGCAAGUGUCCAAUCCCAUUUCCCCUUUAGCACUUGGUAGGAAACUUUAAAGGACUUCCUAUUGACUGAAUAUACAAUAACAGCAAACUCCUAUUUAUGCCUGUAAGAAAAGCUGUCAAAUUUUCAUACUGUUUUUUUGUGCCUGUCAUUUGAUUGCAGGAAAUGCACUUUUACUGUUUGUGAAAAAUAAGGGGGGGUGGGAUGAAAGACUGGAAAAGCAUCAACAACAAACCCCAGAGGAGGAAAAGUUGAGAAGACAGAAAAGAGACUAAAAUCAACCCAUUUUUCUAAUAUUAAAGAUGUGUACAGUUUGAAAUAUCCAAUGGAGAAAACAGACUUCAUAAGGGAACCGUGUGGUAUUAGUGAGUGUUUUUGUAAAUCUAAUCAGGGGAAUCUGAUCCCCAGCGCACCUGGACACACAGGCUUCAGAAAAGUGAGGCUCUCCUUGCCGGUUCUUUUUGGAGAUGGUGGGGGGAAAGCUAAUGCCACCUCUGGCCUUUACUUGUUCAUACACGCAAACAUACACACGCGCGCACACACACAUCCGAUGGGGCAAAAGCUCAAAGGAGGCAUUUGAGGAUGGCAAAGGGAAGAUGAAAAGGGGAAGGAGAGAGGGAGGAGUGAAGGAGAAAAAGAAAGAAGGAAAAGGUUAUAUCGUCUUCAGAAAGUAUUCACACCCUUUACUUUUUCCACAAUUUGUUGUAUUACAAAGUGGGAUUAAAAUGGAUUUAAUUGUAAUUUUUGGAAGGUGGAAGAAUAAAAAAACAAACAUUUAUUACAAAUUUAUGAAAAAUUAAAUACUAAUAUCUUGAUUAGGUAAGUAUUCAUCUCCCCAUAGACAAUACAUGCUAGAAACACCUUUGGAAGAUAUUACAGAGUCUUUGUAGGUAAGUCUCUAAGUGCUUUGCACACCUAGAUUGUACAAUACUUGGCCAUUAUUCUUUGUAAAAUUCUUCAAGCUCUGUCAAGUUUGUUGUUGAUCAUUGCUAGAAAGCCAUUUUUAAGUCUUGCCAUAGAUUUUCAAGCCAAUUUAAGUCAAAACUGUAACUAGGAACAUUCAAUGUUG
Oncorhynchus tshawytscha (Chinook salmon) is the source of this 3745-nucleotide messenger RNA. RefSeq lists its product as uncharacterized. Gene Ontology annotation, molecular function: protein binding. Bases 450 to 1601 code for a protein of 383 amino acids. The transcript has 5 exons. NCBI's taxonomy places the organism in Eukaryota, Metazoa, Chordata, Actinopteri, Salmoniformes, Salmonidae. The record is from RefSeq and is a predicted model, not a curated record.